AUGUUUUCAAACAGGUACAGAAUCGCAAGAAUACUUGGAGAGGGAAGUAGCAGUACUGUAUACAUGGGAUAUGACAGGGAGAGUGAGAAGAAGGUGGCAAUAAAAUGCAUCAACAAGACACAUAGCAAGGAAAUAGAAAUUUUGAAGAGAUUAAUGCAGAAUGAAGAUAAGAAUGAGAAUGUGCUGAUUCCUAUAGAAAUAAUCGAGCAAGAUGGCGUAUUCUACAUCAUAACAGAGUCAUGUGAAUGCAACCUGGUUGAAUUCAUCAACACAUACGAAAUAGAAGAGAAGAAUAUAGUCAAAAUUAUCAGGAUGAUUCUGAUAGGCCUUCAUUUUAUGCACAGGAACAAUCUAAUUCAUAGAGACAUAAAACUAAGCAAUUUAUUGGUUAAGAAUGAGACAAUUAAGAUAUGUGAUUUGGGAUUAAGUUGCUUUAUGGAUGAAAAUAAGAAUGAGGUGUGUGGGACACAUGAAUACAUGGCACCUGAAAUAGGUAAAGAUGCCUAUUCAGCCAAAAUAGACAUUUAUGCCUUGGGAGUGGUUGCAAAGACACUGGUUUGCAGGGCAAAAGAAAUGGAAUUGGAUUCAGCCUGUGUUUCUGAAGAGCUGAAAUGGUUCAUUAAUCAGCUACUUGCAACAGACCCAACAAACAGGCCCAGUGCAUUUGAAGCAUUACAACAACCUGUGUUUGAUGUGUUGUAUCGUAAAAUGCACAAUUUCAAGAUCAUUAAGGAAUUCAGUAGAGAAACAAAAUACGGCAAAAUUAUCAGAAAGGAAAACUACGUCAGUAUAGAGAGCAAUUUCAAUAAGACGGUUGUCUUUUAUGAAGAGUGUUGCAGAGAAGAAGAGCACAAAAUGCACGAUUUCAGGCUGUGUGACAACUUCAGGACAUCAAUCAAGAUCAACGAUAAAAUCAAAACAAAAGAUCUCUUAUCAAAUACAGAACUAAAAUACUACAAUUUCCUAUGUGGAUAUAUCGAAUUGUUAGCUGAUGAGACUGUGAUACACACUAUAGAUGGAAUUGAAUACAAAUUCAGGUACUUUUUGAGUAGAAAUUGGUCAUAUGAAGCACGUGGCAUUACUGUAAAGAAACUCAGUGAUAAAUACGAAAUAAAUGGGAGAGAAAUGAUUCAAUUUCCCCAUAAAUUGCACAAUCUCAGGGAAUACAUCGAAACAUUAGUCAAUCGAUCAGAAAAAGAGAUCAUCAGGUGCAAUAAAAAUGAAUAUACGCUUGAAAACAGAUCAAACAUAGAACUAGGAAUCAAAACAGAUAAUUUGAUCAAUAAUGCGAUCUAUAUCCGAAAUGUUGGAUGGAUGGUAAGGAAGAAUAUGAUAUUGCUGAAUAGUGGCCUAAAAAUAGAACUGGAUGGAAUGACUGUGAUGAAUAAGGAAGAGGUGAACUAUAAAAACGAUAGAGAAAUAAUCAACAAAAUAGUGCGACUCUUCAUAGAGGAAGCUAGGAAAUACAACUGA
Messenger RNA from Enterospora canceri, 1473 nucleotides. Lineage: Eukaryota; Fungi; Microsporidia; Enterocytozoonidae. The record is from the annotation of a GenBank genome assembly.